AUGCGGCCAUUUAGGCUUGGACAGAAAUUAUGGGAUCGAGCAACGGUUAAACGAAGAUAUGAUGAACGGUCGUACGAGGUAGAGACUGAUAGGGGGAAUUUCCGACGAAAUAGAGUAGAUAUUAAGAAGACGACGGAACGUAAUAAACACCCGACUGAGGGGAGACCACAGAUUGGUGGACGGCAGCCCGCUAUUGAGAUCCAGCCAAAAAUACCAGAAGUGACAGGAAACGACCGACAUACCGUUCCAGUGACUACGAGUAACAAUGACGGCCAACGAUGCAGCGACGGGUAUCAAUGA
Paramuricea clavata is the source of this 300-nucleotide messenger RNA. The record is from the annotation of a GenBank genome assembly. NCBI's taxonomy places the organism in Eukaryota, Metazoa, Cnidaria, Anthozoa, Malacalcyonacea, Plexauridae.